AAGAUCAUCCUAUCAUUCUGCCUUGAAUUAAUAAAAGAAAAAAAAAAAACGGCUCUCUGGCGGGAGCCGGCUCUUAUCGUUCACUUAAAAGAGCCGGCUCAAAGAACCGGCUCGUUCGCGACAAACACAUCACUACGACAAAUCCCUCUGAAAACGUCCCACAAGUGCACUGUCUUUAAAAAAAUCCUAAAAUUGAGCUCCCCAGAGUGCCACAGACAGCAGGUCACAGCAAUGGAGAAGUUUGUGAAUAAACGCUCCUGCAUUAAUGAUGCCAGAAGUCCACAGAAGAAGAUCAAACUGGAGAGUGAUGAUGAGAGGAUGAAGCAGGAGGAGGAUGAGGAAGACGAGUUCUCUCAUCCUGUUCCCUGGCAGAAAAUAGAGGCAGAGGGACUAGACUGUGAUUAUGCUCAGCUGUUCUCCAAAAAGGAAGCAGACCACCUUCUUAAUAAGCUGGAGGAGGAGGUGGUGUACGCAACAGGGGAAGAAUCAAAAGUCCACGUGUUUGGAAAGAUGCACAAUAUACCGAGAAAGCGGGCCGCAUGUGGAGAUGCAGGUCUAACCUACACUUAUUCUGGAGUGAAACAUUUAGCCUGCCCCUGGACUCCAACUUUGGAAUAUAUUCGGGAUGCUGUCACAAAAACAACUGGACAAACAUUUAACUUUGUUCUGGUCAACAGGUACAAAGACGGGCAGGAUCACGUGGGUGAGCAUCGUGAUGACGAGAAGGAGCUGGACCCCCUCUGUCCCAUCGCCUCUGUCUCUCUGGGAGCACCGCGAGACUUUAUCUUCCGGCACAGAGACGCUCGUGGAAAAGAGAGCCGCCGACAGAUUGACCCCGUGAAGCUGGAGCUCGCUCAUGGAAGCCUGCUCCUCAUGAACUCACCCACCAACACUUUCUGGUACCACAGCCUUCCUGUUCGCAAGAAGGUUUUCCUGCCUCGUAUCAACCUCACCUUUAGACGCAUCCUACUGGACAGAAAGAAAUGAGGUGUGGAUUAUCACCCGGGCUAUUGGGGCCAAUGCCCAAGAAGCCUCUGACUAUGGACAAGGACAAGCCUCUUGCUGUCCUUGUCACAUGGACAAAUAUCCCAAAUGUAAAAUGUGUUUGUUUAUGCAGCUGAAUCUGAGUGACUAAAUGACAGCACAAGGUGAAAUAAAUGAGGACAUCAACUAGGACUCUGGAGAAUGAGCACUUUUUACAGAAACACUCUUCAUGUACUCUGACGGAGCAAUGGGGCACUGUAAGUUGAUUGCAAAUGAACAUAUUGGAAGGAGAGUUGUGUGCUGUUCCAAAGAAGAUACACAAAUUUGUUAAAAUAAAUCUUUUUUUAUUAUGGUCAAUGACCUGCUGACCUAUUACAGUCUUGUGAUUGCUUACACACUAAAAGUGAAUGCUUAGACAAAA
Molecule: messenger RNA, 1405 nt
Organism: Sebastes umbrosus (honeycomb rockfish)
Lineage: Eukaryota; Metazoa; Chordata; Actinopteri; Perciformes; Sebastidae
Gene: alkbh2
Product: alkB homolog 2, alpha-ketoglutarate dependent dioxygenase
Exons: 4
Coding region: 232-987 (251 amino acids)
Biological process (GO): DNA repair
Source: RefSeq, a predicted model, not a curated record